UCACAAUCUUAGGUAAACUAAAGGGGUGCCUGUUCAGUGUGCGUGUCUAUGCUCCGCACGGGCGCACUAACUUCCUGGAAACGUUAGCAGUUUUAUGCUAGGCAAGCUGCUGUCUAAGCAAAAGGAACCACGAUGUUGCAAAUAAGAAGUCAAAUUAAAUUUUGUGCAAUGGCAUUUUCUGCCGCUCGAAUGUUUACCACUGGACCGCCAGCCAACAACCCAGUUGUCUACUUUGAUAUCGCAGCAGACAACAAGCCCCUCGGGAGAGUCACCUUCGAACUAAAUGCAGAUGUUGUGCCAAAAACUGCAGAGAAUUUCCGGGCACUCUGCACGGGAGAACACGGCUUUGGAUACAAGGGGUCGACAUUCCACAGAGUGAUUCCGAGUUUCAUGUGCCAGGGUGGCGACUUUACUAAUCAUAACGGAACUGGGGGCAGAUCUAUCUAUGGACCCCGAUUCCCCGAUGAGAACUUCAAACUGAAGCAUACUGGACCAGGUGUGCUGUCGAUGGCAAAUGCCGGUCCGAAUACAAACGGGUCCCAAUUCUUCAUCUGCACGUCCAAAACAGAAUGGCUGGACGGCAAACACGUGGUGUUUGGCAACGUGAAGGACGGGAUGGACGUGGUGAAGCAGGUGGAGUCCUUCGGGUCCCGGUCCGGCAGCACCUCCAAGAGGAUCACCGUCAUGGAGUGCGGGGAGCUCAAGUAGCGCAACGUGGUUCUGGCAGAAUCGCACCAACUGUGAAUUUAACAUAAAUCAGGAAAAAAUACAAACCGUGAAUCUCUUUUAGUGUGUAGUUCAGGUGUGCACGUGAUCCAAGUUGUCUAAGGUGCACUGAUUUGCAUUCCCUGUGUGUGUAAAAAUGAUUAAAAUGUGACACUGUUGGUUUAUGGGGAAGGGGGUGGGGGUGGUCAUGAUUGAAUCAGAUGAAUAUAAAAUGAACUAUUUCUGUGUUCCACUUUAAAGGGCUUGUCUUUGCUCAUCCUUGGUGAGUACUAAUAGUGAACAUGCACAUUGCUGUGGAACAGGUGUGCAAGAUUGGCAUGAGAUUGCUUCUUUUUUUUUGUAGACUGCAGAAAUAUGUCAUGGACUUCUGUUCGAAUUCACAUAGGACCUGAGCAUGUUUACUGUAAUUGACAGUGGCAUCUGGAAUUAAACUUUGCAUUCAACUUUG
This is a messenger RNA of Anguilla anguilla (European eel), 1174 nucleotides long. RefSeq names its product peptidyl-prolyl cis-trans isomerase F, mitochondrial-like. Gene Ontology annotation, cellular component: mitochondrion. Gene Ontology annotation, molecular function: peptidyl-prolyl cis-trans isomerase activity. NCBI's taxonomy places the organism in Eukaryota, Metazoa, Chordata, Actinopteri, Anguilliformes, Anguillidae. The transcript is spliced from 6 exons. Gene Ontology annotation, biological process: regulation of mitochondrial membrane permeability involved in programmed necrotic cell death; protein peptidyl-prolyl isomerization; protein folding. Bases 133 to 708 code for a protein of 191 amino acids. The record is from RefSeq and is a predicted model, not a curated record.